This is a messenger RNA of Caenorhabditis angaria, 5261 nucleotides long. Lineage: Eukaryota; Metazoa; Nematoda; Chromadorea; Rhabditida; Rhabditidae. The record is from the annotation of a GenBank genome assembly.
AUGAUUGUCCAUCAGGAACAAGAGUUUUUGCAGAUAAGUGUACAUACAAGCAUGGAUGAUGAUCAAGUUAAUGUAAGUUGUUCUGAAUAUUGUCAGCAAAUAAAAAAAGAACAUUUAAGGCCGUGAUGGAACGCAUUCGUGCUCGUCAAAUGCAAUUAUCAGCAUCAACAAUAGAAACUAUCGAAGAAACCAAGGAGAAUGUUGUGGAGGAUGUGAAGCCUUCGAUAACUGCAGCUCCAAGAACUUUUGGAUCGCCAUCAAAAGUGAAUAUUAUACAAGCUGCGAAACCGAAAGAAGAAUCUCCAAUUAAAUCGAUUACUCCAAAAGCCGAACAAACUUCAGCGAGAAAAGCAAGAUUUUCAGCUUUAGCCGCUGAAUUGGAUGAUUUCGAGGUGGAUUUUCAAAAUCAAUAUAAUAAACCUAAAGAGGCUUAUAUGAAGGGAAGAUCCCCGAGAAUGAGUAUUGGAGAGACACGCACAUCUGUUCUUUGCACUCCAGCUGGAAAUGCAGCAAUGCGAAGUCCAAAUGUAGCCGGUGGUGCAACAAAAUCCGCAACCAACAUCAAAAUCGAGCCACAAAGUUCGCCAAGAAGUGUGGAAGUUGCUCGCGAAGAAACAAAAACUAUCAAAUUCGCUCAUCCCAUCGUCAAUGUGAAUUAUCUUCCAAACGAAAGUUCACUUUUGUCUGGUAGAUCAUCAGUCAAUGAUUCGGUUAGCACGGUUUUGGGUGGAUCAGCAGAAAUGAUGAAUGUGACAACUUCUUCGCUUUCAACAACAACAAAUGAUUUAUCGAUUAAUCAUCAUAUAACUGUAGAGAAUACUUUGAUUAAUGCGCAAAGUUGUGAGAAUCGUGAUGCAAUUAUUCGCGAAAGAACAAUGGCAUUAAAUGAUAUGACAAAUGAGGAAUAUGGAGCACAUACUUUCAUGAGAAAGGUAUAUAUUAUCGAAAAUCUCAUCGGUACCACGCGCUCCACCGAAAUAAACACGCAACGCAGACCGCGUCGCACCACAACACACACAAAUAAGGAAACGGUUCAAAUUCCCUUCUUUUUUUGUGUGUUGUGGCGCGGCGCGGUCUGCGUUGCGCACAGCGAAAAAAAAUUAUUUUUUUGUACACAAAAAAUUCGUUGCGGAAAUUCAAAAAAAAAAUAGGCGGAGUUUUCAACACGCAACCCCUGGCAGCGUCUUUCUGCAAUAUUAUUGCAUGUGCGCACGGUUUUUGUGUGUUCUCCCCUUUUGUUUUUUGUUUUUUUCCUUUGUGUGUGCAAACACUUUCUGUUUUGCACACCGUACCACACGGAAACAGAAAAAAUAAUUUUUUUUCGCUGUGUUGCGUGCUUAUUUCGGUGGAGCGCGUGGUACCGAUGAGAUUUUAGAUAAUAGAUUUUAAAUGUUUUUUGUUGGCUUUUAACUGCUUUUUGUCCGCCUGAUUAACUUGACCAUUUUAGAAACCCACUCCUCCAAUACAACAAGAAGUUGAAGAUGCCAACACUCCAACCAAGCAAUCAAUCCACGUUCUUGUCAGUUCCCCAAAACCGUUUUCCAAAUAUGUUGGAAACACCAAAUUUUCACCAGUUCAUUUUGUAAGUUUCCUAUCUUAACCUGCUUUAAAAAAAACUAAUAAUUUGUCCAGACACCGCAAAGCACCUCCUCACCACUCCCAAAAUCAUCGAAAUCUGAACCUUGUGCUGUUUUGUCGCCUGCUAAAACAGCGGCUUUGGAAAAUGCAUGUGCGCGAGUUCGUAGGCAGGAAUUAGAAGAGAGAAUUCGUGGAGAGAAAAAUAAGUCUGUAUGUAUUCUUGAGGAUUAUUGAUUUCAGAAAUAUGAAAAAAAUAUAUUUUCAGCCUGGAUUUUCUACCCGCCAACCGAUUGUUAAUACACCACAUGUUCAUUUGACGCCACAUCAGAAGAAUUUGUUUAUGAAACAAGAGGAGGAAGAGAAGAAAAGUUCUUUAGCAACUUCUGCUUCAAAACUUCCUGGCGGAGUUCAAACUCAAUGGCGUGGCCAACACAAUACUCCAGUUGUCCAAGGUGCAAGAGCCGAUGAAAAAACCGCAGGUGCAGAUGUUUUUGGAGCCGGAGCUUCGAAAUUGAAGAAUCUGAAGUCUCGCUGGGAAUUCUCGUCGGCAACAGGAACUCCAAUUCAUCCAGAUGCUUCUGAAGACUCACUAAUUGCUACGGCUAUAAAAAUGAAGGAAACUGCGAUUCCUCAAAAAGUUGGGGCUUCGAGGAAUUUGGGGAAAAAUAUGAGUAUUGGAGCUGGAUCGACGGCUUCGAUUGGAAAGCAAUUCGUUGCGGAAGAAGAAGAUUUUCUGAAUCAGAAUGAAGAGGAACCAUUCAUUGAUGAUGUUUCAGAAGAUGAAAUCGCUGAAACUGAUGCGAGUCGAAUUAUCGAUCAAGCUUUUGAUUUUAUGGAUCGUGGCUCGAAAAUGGGCGGAGCUACACCGUCUCCUUAUAGACCACCUGCUCCAUUGGCUCAAUUUGAUGAAUCGCCGCUCAAACAGCAGAAAAUUGAUGUGAUUGAAGAGGAGGAAAGUGUUCCGAUGGGUGAGAAUGAAGAGGAAGAAGAGGAGAUUGUUGCGGCUGGAGAUAAUGCGACGAAACGGCAACAACAUAUUGAAGUUAUUGAGGAGUCUUGGAGUGAACGGAAAAAUGGUGAGUGAUUUAAAAUCUGACAAACUUGUGUUCAAUUUAAAUUAAAUUUAGACACGGAUUCUCGAUUACCGUACACUGUCUCAUUUUAUCGAAAAAUACAAAAAGAGCACAAUGCGAAAUCGGAUUUCACACCAAUUCAACCAUCUGCUCCACCAUGCUCUUCAAAUGCUCAAAAUUUUGGAUCGCCGAAAAUGUUGCGAGGUUUGACUGAUGAAUCGAUUGCGGUUGGAAUGGCUGGAAGAAUUGUGGAGACUGAAAAUCAAGCCAAGGUAGGUUUUUGAAAUUUGUUUUUCGGGUCCGAAAAUUUUUCGACACGAAAAGUACACAUAAAUUUUGAGAAGUUGAAAUUCGAGGACAAAUAUGAAGUAAUUUUGGCGCCAAAAAAUAGAAAAUUUGAAUUUUCGCGUAAAAAAACCAUGUGAAAAUUUCAAAUUUAAAAAUUUUGGUGCUGAAAAAAUAAUAUAACAAUUUGAAUUUUGAAUUUUCGCGCAAAGAUGUACAAUUGAAGAAUUUGAAUCUCGGAAUUUUCCCGCUAAAAAUGUAAUAUCAAAAUUUGAAUUUUGAACUCUCGCGCCAAAUAAUAACAUUAAAAAAUUGUUGAGUUUUAGGGCCAAAACUUUUUCGUUUAAGCACAAGUUCCCCCUAAAAAUCACCAUUUUUUCCAGGAACGCAUCAAAAAGGCCAUCAAAAUUGAAGAUGAGCAUAUUUCUCAAGCAAAACGAGCUAUUGGAAUGUGUAGACAAACUCCGAGAUUUAGAGGAUCUCGUGAAGAGGUUGAAUUGCAAAGAGCAUUGUUGGUUGCGAUUGAAAGACAAAGAGCACUUUUAGCUGAAUUUGAACGAUUGAAAAGAGAUGGACCAAUUAUGUGAGUUUUUGAGAACAUUUUCCCGCCGCAAUUUCAAAUAUUUUUUUCUAGCUAUGAUGGACCACGUGGCCGAAUUGACAUUGGAACAUUAGAAGUUACGAUUUCGAGAGAAUUUUUACAACAAUGCUUGACGGCUGUCAUGAAACCGGCGGAUUUGUAUUAUUUUGUGGCGGUCUUGAAAUGUGGUGAACAAGUUGAAGUAACUCAAUUACAAACCAGCGAUGAUGCUAUCAAUAAAAAUGGAAGUUUGGAAUUUGCAAGCUCGCUCAAAUUAUCGGAACUUCCGUCGGAUUUCAAAGCUGUUGUUGAGUUUUAUGGACAGAAAUGUCAACGUGAAUCGAUCACUCAUGAAGCGAAAUUUAAUUUGGGAAAAGGAACUUUGAAAACUAAGGUAACUAGGGGGGUUUUGUUUUGUGCUUGUUUUGUGCAUGUGUUACUAACAUUUUGUCCUGUUUAGAAUGUGGAAAAGUGGUGUUUUUAUGUUGAUAAAGGAGAAGAGCGACGAAUUUUGGAGGAGCAAAAGAAGCAGAAGAAAAUGUUGAAGAAGAAACAUUUUUGGAAUGUGUUGCAUGUAUUGUUUGGGACUUGGGAGUUUUAGUGCUGAAAAUACUGAUUUUCAGAGAUUUGUAUGACUUUCAGCACAAAUUUAUUGAUCUAGGAAUUUUAGUGCUGAAAUUUUUGAUUUUCAGAGGGUUUCAGUAAUUUCAAUAUUUUCAGCACAUCAUUUUGGUCUAGAACUUUUUUUUUCUGUUAAUUAUAGAUUUUAAGAGCUUCAGAGAUUGUGCUGAAAAUUCUGAUUUUCAGAGGUUUUCAGCUGAGAUCUCUGAAAAUCAGAAUUUCAAUCAAGGAACUUUUUGUGCUGUAAUUUGUGAUUUGCAUGAUUUUCAGCAUUACAAUAUAAGUUUUCUUGUCUAGACUCUCUCAAAUGUAUGUUAUCUCUAAUCAAAAUAAUAUUCUGUUUUUUCAGACUGAUAAAAAUGCAACUCUUCCAUCAUCCUCUUAUUAUUCUUCGGAUACAAGUUUUAGACUUCUUGGAUCUUUUGAAUUUGAUGCUUCGUCAAUUGAUAAAAAUGUUAGUUUCCCCAUUUUUUUUCAAUUUUUUUCUCCAAACCCACCUUUUUUCCAGGAAUAUCAAUUGAGUCAUGCGAUUUUCCCACUUGAUGGUCGAGCUAGAAUGAAGAGAGUAUCGAAACGAGCCAUUGAAGGUUCGGAUGUUGAAUAUCGCGGAUUUUUGUCGAUGUAUCAAAGAACUAAAGAAGGAUUGGGCUCGUGGACAAGGUAAACGACAGAUCUAUUGGGAAAAUAAAAAAUAAAAAACAUUUCAGAUAUUGGUGUGUUUUAUCGGAAGGUCAAAUGAAGUUCUGGAGACAUCCGGAAGAUGAAAGAUCGAAGAGCUUGUUGGUUUCAAUCGAUUUAGCAACAUGUAUUGGCAGAGAUGGUGCAUCAACAGUUAAUGAAGUUUGCCCAUAUCCGAAUAGUUUUCAUAUUGGAGUUUGGGUUUCGAAAGAAGCGUAUGCAAAUGAAACGAUUACGUCGGUUAAUCAAAUUGAGAAAUUGAGGUUAGUCCCAAAAAAAUUCAAUUUUUUCGAAUUUCUGGGAAUCCUAAGCCCUCUUCUACCAUCCCAAUCUUAUUUUUCAGAGUUAUGUUGGCUGCUGACACUCCCUCUGAUCUUCAAAAAUGGCUUUCUGCGAUCAAUUGUUGCUCCCGUCAGCUUUAUGUUUGGAGAUAUCCAUUGUUCUGA